Molecule: messenger RNA, 549 nt
Organism: Gryllus bimaculatus (two-spotted cricket)
Lineage: Eukaryota; Metazoa; Arthropoda; Insecta; Orthoptera; Gryllidae
Source: the annotation of a GenBank genome assembly
UAUUUAUUCCAUGUCUAUUUUGCUUGAUGAUGUAAGUAACAUAUCUCAUAUAUGUGUACACAGUAUAAGUUUUACUGUUGAAUUGGUAUAUAUGUGGUGUACUCCGUGCUCUCAGAAUACACGUGUUAUACAGAAUCAGGUUAUAUAUUGUGUGUUAUUGGAAGUAUUAAAUUGUGAAUACAUUUUUGUAAUUGAAGAAAUGUCUUCUUGAUCCGAUACCAAUGACAGUGUGCUGGGACAUUUUGAUAGUGUGGUGAAUGCCAAUAAAAAAAGAUCAUUGACAAGGAAUUUAUUUUCAUUAUUUAUUAAAUGGAAUGAUUAUUUUUACUAAUUGGACAUACACGAGUAGUAAUUGUGAGUGGAAUAUUAAAUAAUUGCACUGAAAUAUACAGUUGUUGAAAUUUUAUUUAAUAAAUCAUGAAAGAAAGGACUAAUCGUGGAGGCAAAGGAGGAAAGUUUGGUGUGAAGAAAACUUAUGAUGAUAGGCGGAAAUUCAAAAAAGAAUCCGAAGAAAAUGAAAUGAAAAGAAUUCGUAAUGCAUUGGAAAAU